Messenger RNA from Beta vulgaris subsp. vulgaris (sugar beet), 2679 nucleotides. RefSeq names its product ankyrin repeat-containing protein At5g02620. The record is from RefSeq and is a predicted model, not a curated record. Bases 722 to 2356 code for a protein of 544 amino acids. Gene Ontology annotation, cellular component: plasma membrane. NCBI's taxonomy places the organism in Eukaryota, Viridiplantae, Streptophyta, Magnoliopsida, Caryophyllales, Amaranthaceae. The transcript is spliced from 4 exons. Gene Ontology annotation, molecular function: protein phosphatase 1 binding; protein phosphatase regulator activity.
UAUGGUGCUGAAAACCAAACGAUUAUAGAAUGUCAAUUAUCUAGACAUGACGUUUUACAGCGUUGUGGUUGCAAUAUUUUCCGUUAGUGCAUUUUUUGUCCACCACCACUCUAGACACCAUCACUUUAGCGCCUAUUCUCUCUCUCCUCUUUCUCUCUCUCCAUUUUUGAUUGCAAUCUAAGCUUUUCAUAAAGAAGCCAUCUUUAUUCCUUAAAUAAGCUUCUUUUUAUAGCUCCAGAUUUUACACCCAUUAAAGUUUAUAGCUUUACAUGUGCCUCAACAUUUCUAAUUGUCUUCUUCCUUCAUUUCCUCUGUAAAUUUAUCUCCAAUUUUUCAAAAAAAUCCAGAAAAAUUUCUCCUUUUUUUUUUAUAUCUCUUAUAGAAUCUAGAAGAAGAAAAACCCUUCAUUAAGGAACGAUUGUUUAGACCCAAUUCAUAGAAUAUAAUCAAAAAAGGUGAAAAGGGUUGUUCUUUUAAUUUUUUUUUUUUUGAAAUGGGUGUGAUUGAUGGAUGAGAGUAAAAGUAAUUGCUUUUUCCUUCAUGUUCAGGUGAUUAAUGGUUGAUGGUUUGAAGGGAAAUUAUAUCCAUAAUUAGUUUUGAAGGCAUGUUUGAUUGAAUUUUAGAAGAAAUUUUGAUAAUUAUUGAAGGGUAUUUAGAGUAGAAUAUGAAUUUGUGAAAAAAAAUUGCAAUUUUGGGUGAAGUGAAGGGAAAUUAGAUUAAAAUGGAGACUGUAAGCCCAACCCAAGAAACCCAGGUGCAGCCAAAAAAGAUGAAAAAACAGUUGACUGGAAAAAGGGAUGAUAGCAAACUUCAUGCUGCAGCAAGAGCUGGAAAUUUAGAUGAAGUGAUGGAAAUAUUGAAUGGUACUGGAGAGGAGGAAUUGAAAGAAUUGCUGGUAAAACAAAAUCAGGCAGGUGAAACAGCACUAUAUUCAGCUGCAGAAUAUGGGCAGGUUGAUAUAGUUAGGGAGAUGAUUAAGUAUUAUGAUCCUAGUGCUGCUAGCAUCAAAGCUAAGAAUGGAUUUGAUGCUUUCCAUAUCGCGGCGAAAGAAGGCGAUUUGGAGACACUGAAAGUGCUAAUGGAGACACACCCUGAUCUUUCCAUGACAUGUGAUACUUCCAAUACCACGGCGUUGCAGACUGCUGCAACACAAGGGCACACAGAGGUGGUAAAUUUUCUCUUGGAGACAGGAAGUGGGCUUGCCACCAUUGGUCGAAGUAAUGGUAAGACAGCCUUACAUGCAGCUGCAAGGAAUGGACAUGUAGCUGUUGUGAAAGCUCUACUGGGGAAAGAAACCGGGAUUACUACAAGGACCGACAAGAAGGGACAGACGGCACUUCACAUGGCAGUGAAGGGUCAAAAUCUUGAGGUGGUGGAGGAGCUGAUUAGGGCUGAUCCUUCUCUGAUCAAUAUGACCGAUAGCAAGGGUAAUACGCCGUUGCAUAUAGCCACAAGAAAAGGCCGGCAUCAGAUUGUAACAAGAUUAUUAGCUGAAAACGAAAAAGAUACCACAGUUGUGAACAGGGCAGGUGAAACUGCUUUUGACACAGCUGAGAAAAUGUCACAUCCGGAGAUAUUAGAAACCCUCCGAGAGCAUGGUGUUCAAAGUGCCAAAGUCAUCAAACCUCAAGCAACCAGCAACAAUGCCCGUGCACUUAAACAAACCGUGAGUGACAUCAAACACGAAGUCCACCACCAGCUAGAGCACACCCGACAAACAAGAAGACGUGUCCAUGGAAUUGCAAAACGGAUCAACAAGAUGCACACAGAGGGCCUCAACAAUGCCAUUAACUCCACCACAGUGGUCGCAGUCCUUAUAGCAACUGUUGCUUUUGCAGCCAUUUUUACUGUUCCAGGCCAAUAUGUUGAUGACCCUGAUAAUGUUCCUCCUGGAAGCUCCCUUGGAGAAGCACACAUUGCUCCAAAAGCCGCAUUUUUAAUCUUCUUUGUUUUUGACUCAGUUGCCCUUUUCAUAUCUCUUGCUGUUGUUGUGGUUCAAACCUCAGUUGUAGUUAUAGAAAGCAAGGCGAAGAAGCAAAUGAUGGCGAUCAUAAACAAGCUCAUGUGGUUGGCCUGUGUUCUCAUCUCUGUGUCAUUUCUGGCUCUGUCUUUUAUUGUAGUAGGAGCCAGGGAGAGAUGGCUUGCCAUUGGGGUGACUAUUAUAGGAACAACUAUCAUGGUGACUACUUUAGGUACCAUGUGUUAUUGGGUGAUUCAACAUCGAAUUGAGGCGAAAAGUUUAAGGAGCAUUCGGAAAUCAUCACUCGAAAGCAAAUCAAGGUCUUGGUCUGUUUCUGCUAUGUCAGAUUCUGAAAUUCUGAAUGCUGAGAAGUUCAAGAAGAUGUAUGCUAUAUGAAAGUCUCUUAAGCUGUUUGUUGUAGUAUUCUUUUUUUUUUUUUAUCUAAGGCAUAGCAGCUAAAUCUACUGAUGCAGCUUCAUUAUCCUAUAUAUAUGUAUAUCCUUAAGAAGUUGAUGGUCUUUUGUAAAUGAUUGUUACUUUUUUCUGCAUCAGAUGUUUCAGCUGUAUAUAUAUAUUUAUUAAACAAAACCACCAUGGUGGUAACGGAAUAGAGAGAAAAAAGGAGAGGUUUUUUUCCACAAAGUAUUGUGAACCUAUGUAAUUUUGCUAAUUAUGCACCUUGACUGUGGAUAUAUCAUACUUCUCCCUUUGUUUUCCAA